Chara braunii is the source of this 1398-nucleotide messenger RNA. The record is from the annotation of a GenBank genome assembly. NCBI's taxonomy places the organism in Eukaryota, Viridiplantae, Streptophyta, Charophyceae, Charales, Characeae.
UUGUACCUUGUCGUCCUCGAUUUUGUCGAUUUGUGGUUGUCUUGUCUAGACUUCGUUCGUCUGAUAUCUACCUUUUCCAAUGGCUGCCUCAAUCCCUUCCCGCUCUUGUUAUAACUGUGGGUCUCCGCACCACUUUAUGAGGGAGUGUCCGCAUCGGGGCGUUGCUCCUUGGCCUCCGGCUACGGGCGCUAACGCAAUAACGACCGGUCCUCCGGUCGCGACACCACCGGUGCCGACUUAUCAGAGCACGACUAAUUAUCCGGUUAAUUAUCAGAAUCAACCACGGACGGGGUUUUGGAAAACCAACCAAGAGAGGUUGGACAAGUGUUACGCGAAGAUCAUUGCGGAUGAGGAACAUGCUACUAAGAAGAAAGAGGAGGAAGAACGACUGAACAAGUUGAAGGAAGAAGAAGAGAGGAAGAAAGAAUGGAAGGAAGAACGCGAGAAGUUUGAAGCCGAGAUGGUAGCCCGAUUGGAGAAACAUAUGGAGUCCAUAUGUGGUACUAAGGGAAAGGCAGAGGCGGCGGGUGGUGACAAGAUGAAUGAAGAACUGUCUCAGCUCAGAAAGGAGAAUGAGAACCUGCAUAGCCGAUUAGCUGGUGAAGGCCCGUCGAGCGGUGAGGACAAGCUAGCCUCUCUGCAACGAGAGUUGAUGGAGCUGAAGCGCCAGGUGUCAGAUAAGCGAUGUGGAGAUGAUGAGGUGUUUGCGCUUGAAAACGGAAUUCGGCAUGUUGAGAGGAAGGCGAUUGACGAAGCGGUGAUGUGGAAGAACGAAGCUCUCCGGCCAGGCAACAAGAGAGGGAGCGUGGCCGUUAGUACUCCGGAUGUAUCCUUUCGAGGUACUCCUAAACCAAGAUGGAGGGAUAACAUUCGGGAGGCGGACAAAUGGAAGGAGGAGUACAGGAAGCUGCAAGAAAUGCAUAGGAUAGCGAAUUUGGAGGCUGAUAUGUUGAAAGAAAGACGGGCAAAAGCGGAGAUGGAGCUGAAGAUGCUGCAGGAGAAGAUGAGUGAAUUGCAGGCCGAUGGAGAUGAGCCGGACUUGCAGGGAACCAAUCUGAAGGAGAGAAUGGAUGAAGCGGCGCGAAGGUCGAUUAGAAAGGGGAAGAAAGCUACUCCAAACCGUGAGACACAAAAGGGGAGCGAACCAGCGGUCAAUCGACGUUUUGCCUUCAUUGAAGAACAGAGGAAACAAUUGGGUGCUUAUAAGAAGUCCAGGCUGGAACCGCUGUGUAAGGAAGCAGGAAUUCGGAUAACUACGGUCAAGCCGGUCAUCGAAGAGCUUGCGGAGUAUCGAGCUAAUCAAGCUUUCGGGAAAUCAAAGGAUGCAAGAGGAGAAUAAUCGGUGCAGGUGUUGGGCGAUCAGGAAGAAACGCACCAGGAGGACGGCGCCGCAAGCUC